AUGCCUCACCGGCUGUGGAAAGCAUUGGGCCAUGCAGCCAGCAAGUGCAAUGCUAGACACACAGCAGAAAGACUAUGGCCGAAGUUUCCAAGUCAGAAAGUACCACCAUUUUCUCAGCCACGAUUGGAGAACUUCGGGAUCGAAGAAGCUUUUUGCCAUGCUACUCCUUUUCAAUUCUCGAGCGGCUAUGCUGGCAACCCUGACAUGCGGUCUGACUAUAUUGGCUUACUACGUGAAGGCACGCACAUUGACAGGGAUCAGACUGAAGGGCAAUUGUACUUAAGCAGUACUCGUAACUUAACAUAUGUGGCUUUUGUCGUUUUCUUCUACUUCUGGCAGCCGAUGCGGAGCAUGGCAAGGAGACCUCUCGUCGUUUUUCUCGAUAAGUUAUGCCUUGCACAUCACGACGCCGACCUUAAACAGCAAGGCAUUCUUGGCUUGGCGGCAUUUUCGGACAGAUCGGAGCACUUAACGAUUUUGUGGUCGGCACGCUACUUCCGUCGAUUGUGGUGUUGUUAUGAGCUAGCUACAUACCUCCGAAAUCCAGAUCAAGCCAACAAACCUUUGACAACUUUUCCCGUGGAGCUGUCGCUGGUGCUGAUUUCCUAUGCUGUGCUGGAAGGUGCCUUUGUCAUCCUAACCAACUUGAUGGUUUCACACUUGCAACCGCUCAUUGAUCAAGCACCAGCAAUUCUGGCUCUUCAGCUGUCACUUUGGUGCUUGUUGUGUGCGACCGGGCUCCCCAGCAUGAUCUAUGUGGUUUUGCAAGUGUACAAAGAUCUUGAAGACCUUCCCGCCUUUCUGUUGGAGUUCAGCAUUCAGCACUCCCAGUGUUUUUGCUGUUCUUCCAAUCAUUUGCAUCCAGAGACUGGUGCUGCUUUGGAGUGUGACCGGGAACUCGUGUUUGACACAGUCAAAGCGUGGUAUUCGCGAGAGAGCACAGAAAACCACCCGGUGCCCGAGGGACAUCUCGACAGGUUCAAUUCAGCAGUUCGAACCACAUUGCGAACCGGAGCUUUCGACGGUGUUGAGCAAGCAAUGCUGCCUGUACGAACCAUAACCUAUAUCACGGUUGGGAUGACAGCUCCCUGGAUGUGCAAUCAGGUGACAUGGAUGAGGGACAUGUGUUUGAGGGGGCCGGAGGGCAUCGGUCCCGCCCUCAUAUUUUGGAGAUGUUUCGUGCAAGUACUGCGGAUCGCUGCGCGGAUCUCUUUCGUACUACUGCUGGGCUUAGUGAUGCUGCGGAUUUGCAGGUGGGUGAUCCCGUGGCUGAAGCAGAGAUCGCUUGUCAAGGUAACACUUGUCGCUUUCGUUGUGUGUUUUGUGGUCUGGACACUCAUUUACAUGGCUUGGCUGCUCCCCUAUCAAGCUGCACGCCGUUCGGGAGUGGACUUUUCGCCCGGCUUGAGCACGAUGUGGCUCCUGCUUGUAGGCUUCCAAUUUAGACAGAAUUUGCGCCGGUGCAGGUGUUGUUGA
Molecule: messenger RNA, 1476 nt
Organism: Symbiodinium sp. CCMP2592
Lineage: Eukaryota; Dinophyceae; Suessiales; Symbiodiniaceae
Source: the annotation of a GenBank genome assembly